Molecule: messenger RNA, 2190 nt
Organism: Plasmodium reichenowi
Lineage: Eukaryota; Apicomplexa; Aconoidasida; Haemosporida; Plasmodiidae
Exons: 1
Coding region: 1-2190 (729 amino acids)
Source: RefSeq, a predicted model, not a curated record
AUGACUUUUGAGCGGUUGAAGAACUUUUAUGAUAUAUUUCAAAAAGAUAUUGAAGAAUUAAAAUUCCCCGAAGAAUUAGUAAAAGUAAAUAAUCCUAAGCUAAAGGAUGAGAAUAUUAUAUAUUAUAAAAAAUGGGACUAUCGUGAGAAGAAUGUCACUUACCCAACUAGUUAUCGUAAGAAUGAAAAAACAGAUAUGAAAGAAAACAUUUCUAUUAAUGAGAAGAAGCGUUUUAUAUUUUUAUUAAGUUCAGUGGGAAAAGAAUUGCUCUUAGAUAAUUUAUUAACAACAUCCAGAGACAAGAAAAAAGAAAACGAUCAUAUUUUUGGAAAUAAUUUUUUAGUUAUAAGCAAGGAAAGUAAUAAUAAUUAUUUAACUCUUGUUAAUACAAAUAAUAAUUAUAUUUAUGCUCUGAUUGUAAGGAAUCCAAAUAUUUUCAUUGAUCAUAUUUAUUGUCCAACAAAAGGAAAUGAAAAAAAUGAAAAAAAUGAAAAAUAUGAAAAAAAUGAAAAAAAUGUAGAAAAUGAAAAAUGUGAACAAAAUGUACAAAAUGUAGAAAAUGAAAAAUGGGAACAAAAUGUACAAAAUGUAGAAAAUGAAAAAUGGGAACAAAAUGUACAAAAUGUACAAAAUGAAAAAUGGGAAAAAUAUGAAAAAAAUGUUAAAUAUUCCUUUGUUUAUUCUUUAUAUAAACAUUAUAAUGAAGAAGUAAAAAAAAAAAAAAAGUAUAAGAACACUUUGGACUAUUAUAUAAAUGUAAAUUUUGUAAAAGAAAAAUUUAAACUUUUAAAAAUAAACACUAUCAAUAUAAGUGAUCUUAUAUGGAAUUUACAAUUCUCUAAGGAACUUUUAAAAAACAAAAUAACAAACUUGAACCAUGGGAAUUUUCUAUGUUACAUUAUAUGUCCUAAUGUAUUGAAUAAGGAAUAUAAAUUAUAUUUAUAUAAUAUAAUAAAAAAUGAAAAAAAAAAAAAAAAAAGUCUAACAGAUACUAUUUUUUAUAUAGUAGAAGAAAAUGAUAAAUAUUUGCAUGAUGUGCCCAGAAAAGAAAAAAAAAUUUAUGGUAAAUAUAAGGAGGAGGAGGUGGAGAAAAAAAAUAAAAGAUAUAACAAUAGUGAUGAUAAAAAAGGAAGUGAUUAUGAACAUGUUAAUUUAUAUAAUAAAGAAGACAAAACCUUAACCACCUUACAAUAUAAAAAUAAAAAGAUUCCCACAUCACAUGAUAAACUUAAUAAACAUAAUAUAACAUUUUAUAAACACAUAUCAUCCAUAUUAAAUUUAUUACAUGAAGAAAAUGAAUUGUAUUUACAUAUGUAUAAUUUAGAAACAUAUACACGUAUAUUUAUAUAUAAUUGUGAAGAAAUGAAUAAGAUUCAUUUUUUUCAUUUCUUAAAAAAAAAAUAUAAAAAUUUCUAUAUACAUAUAGUAAACUUGAAUACAUUAUUUGGUAUAUAUUUUAAUGAAACUGAAAGGAAUAUUUUAAAAGUAUUUAAUAAAUGUAAAUAUAUUUUAAAAAAAAAUAUUUACAAAAAUGUAUUUUUAAUAAUAGAUGGAAUAGAUAUUGUAGCAAACAAUGUUCAGAAUCAAUUAAUAAAUGACAAUGAUCAUGAUAAACAUAAUUAUUUUAAAAAAAAAUAUAUUAACAUAUUAAAUGAUGAGAAGGAAAGAAAUAAUGUGCCCUUAUCUCCUUCUUCAUCUCCUAACCAAAAUAAUGAUCAUAGUCGUAUAUUAACAACAUUGUUAUUAUGCUUAGAUAGUAUAGAUACUAUAAAGAAAGAAAAUAAAAAAAACACAAAAAUAAAAAUAAAAAUAAAAACUAAUAUAAAUGAAAGACAUAAACCAAAAUAUAAUCCUCAACAAAAUAAGGAACACAUAUCGAAUUUGUCUUUAGAGUCUGAUCAUUAUAGUAGUUCAGAUUUUUUUGAAAAGGGUUCUCAUGACACAUAUCUCUUUAAAAACUCUACAAAAGAAAGAAACAAAACAAAAAAAACAUCAAAUUGUUUAAUAACUUAUGAUUUUAAGAAUUUACAACAAAUAUAUAAAGAAAAAUGUAUCGAAUUAAAAAAAAAAAAAACAACAAAUAAUAUAAGUGUUAUUAUGUUAAGUGAUGUGCACAUGAAUCUUUAUAAUAUAUCCUUAACAAGGGCAGGAAGAUUCUUCCAUUUUAUCAAUUAUUUAUCGGAAGUAUAA